Messenger RNA from Scylla paramamosain (green mud crab), 1200 nucleotides. RefSeq lists its product as uncharacterized. Lineage: Eukaryota; Metazoa; Arthropoda; Malacostraca; Decapoda; Portunidae. The transcript is spliced from 6 exons. The coding region runs from base 155 to 1081 and encodes 308 amino acids. The record is from RefSeq and is a predicted model, not a curated record.
AGCUACGACUUUCAUGUAUCUAACAUUGUCUUCCUGACACUUCAGGUAUCAACAAUUUUACCUUUCAAGUAAGACAUUAAUGUAAUGAUAUAUCACACAACACAGAAUCACUCCUCACAGUCCUUCAUGCUGGUACAAUCAUACUGAAACGAGGAUGCACGAGGUGAAUGUGGCUUUGGUGGUCUUACUAGUUACCUGGUUCUUGCCGAUGGCUGGAACUACAUCUCUGGGGGUUGCGGCUAAAGAUCUUUGGAAAGCAGAUGUGCUGAACCUUGUGUUGGUCAACGCGUCCAUUUAUCACUGCUCGCUCGUAGUUAUCACAGAUGGCAGCACAUCCACUCAUACCAUUUUUCAAGCUUUAGGUUCCCGGGGCCGAGGAACCACUGGUGGCGAGGUGGUAUUUGAGGUGGCAAGAGACAGUCAUGGUGGCACUAACUUCACGCAUUCUCUAAUCCCUCAAGUGGUGCUUCAAGCUAGAAGGCUGAGACUGCUAACUUGGUGUAUGGCGGUGGUAGUGAUGAGCGACAACCCCACCUUCCUCUCCGCUUUUGCCGAGGCGUCUGAUAAAGAGCGACUAAUUGUGUGGACAACGAAGCUGGUAGUGGUUACCAGUGUGACUAUGCCACAUUUACAUUCUCUGCUUCAAGACUACUGGAUCUUUUCUAGGAUGAAUACGUUGUUUAUUAAAUCAAAGGAAAAACCAGGUAUUCAAAGUUGCCAGCUUUUUGUGUAUCUGCCGUAUAGUCCCAUCGGGCCGCAGGUGGUGCGUGUAGCCAGUUGGACGGCUGGCAAUGAUAUCGUCCUUGUUCCUGAAAGACCACUUUAUCCCGAAAAAUACAAUAACUUCUAUGGAAGUGAAGUCAAUCUGACCUGGAUACCAAUCAAGCCUUACUGGACCGAAGUAACGCGACAAGGGCGCAAUGGACCUGAAGUAAUUGACUACACUGGCAGAGAAUAUUCCAUAACAAGUGCCAUGGCCGAAAUCCUUAACUUCAGCAUGAAUCCUCUUCCAUACAAAGACUGGGACCUGGAAAGUUUCAUUCACUUCGCUUUAACAUUGUGUCAAAGUGUCUAUACUUAAGCAAUGAUAUGUGUAUGUCUAAAGUUCAUUGUCUCUGCAACAGGAUAUGCAGCUGUAAUAUGCAAUGACGUACGUACACAUAUACUAACAUGUCUUUGUCUUCUUUCUCAAUGGGAAAC